GGUCCACUUGCAGGUGGUGGACGCGGCAAGUAAUGAGAAUAUGGUUCGGGAUGAAAGAGUUAAAUGCAAUGACAAACUAGCCAGGUCCCUCCCCCAGAUAAUGUUGUCAGAUUCAGAGUCCCCUAUAAAUACUUCAUUCUGUGCAAUUAAAAAUUGGGGAAAACGUUUGAGGAGCCGGGAGACAAUUUCAUCCUUUGUUUUUUCAUUUUCUGUUAUUUUGUACUAGUCUGCUUUUUCGAAGACCGGGAAGAUGUGGGAGUUGAAAUCCAUCGCGUUCUGGAGGGCAGUGUUUGCAGAGUUUUUUGCCACCAUGCUCUUCGUGUUUUUUGGACUGGGCUUUACGAUGCGAUGGUCUCCGGGCCCCGUGAACGUGCUGCUGGUGUCUCUGGGCUUUGGCUUUGUCCUGGCUGCCCUGGUGCAGGCGGUGGGACAUGUCAGCGGGGCGCACCUCAACCCGGCUGUCACCUUCGCUUACCUGCUGGGGGCGCAGCUGAGCAUGUUCCGCUGUGUGAUGUACAUAGCAGCACAGCUCCUGGGAGCGGUGGCGGGGGCAGCUGUGUUGUAUGGGGUCACCCCUCCCACUGUACGGGGCAACCUAGGGCUCAACACGCUGCAUGCUGGAGUGGGUAUUGGCCAGGGCACGGCUGUAGAGAUAUUCCUUACUCUUCAGUUUGUCCUCUGUAUUUUUGCCACAACAGACAUUCGCAGAAAUGGAUUCAUGGGCUCAGCAGCUGUGAUCAUUGGCUUUUCACUCACUGUGGGUCACUUCUUUGGGCUUUAUUACACAGGGUGUGGAAUGAAUCCAGCCAGGUCCUUUGCACCAGCGGUACUCACUAGGAAUUUCAAAAAUCACUGGGUAUACUGGGUGGGCCCUCUGAUAGGAGGUGCUAUUGCAGCUUUGGUGUACGAUUUCAUCCUGUUCCCCAGGAUGAGAGGCCUCUCGGAGAGAUUGGCUAUUCUUAAAGGAGCUCAUCCCCCAGAAGCAGAGGGGCAGCAGGAACCCCGGAGUGAUCCCAUUGAACUCAAAACUCAAGCCUUAUAAGAGUAGUUGUCUUUUUAAAGAAAGGGGUUUACAACACAAGAACUAUCCUAUCAUCAUGAAGUGACAUUGUGAAAUUUACUGUGUUGUUACUGAAGGUGUGCUUGAAAGAAUAUGAAUGCUGUUAAUGUCCCUGAGCAGGGAAUUAUAGAACAGAGGGUAUAUCUAAAUUACUGUACAGACAGGAAGCUAUCAGGAAAAAAAAAAGGCAAAUGGAGAUAAAUUACUUGGCUUUUUUCAAUAUUUUAAUAUUCUUCAAAAUCAGGGUUUGAAUGUUAGAAUUCACUCAUUAAUUGGAAAAAAAAUCCCCAUGAGCUUACUUAAUUAUUAAUCAUAUUUUACAACAGUUACAUAAAAUUUAUAACCUGCUGUUUUUAAAAUGCUUGCUAAUUGCAAAUGCUUUAAGAAUAAUAUAAUGGGUUGUUUUGAUGGGACAAAAAUGUGUUUGUUUUUUUUUAAUUUCUUUAAGUUCAUGAAAAACAUAAGCAAGUUUACAUUUUACAGCAGUGAAUUUUUAAUCUAGCUGCUUGAAUCUACCUUUUCUGAAGUAGGAUGGAUUUUUGUCGUUCUUAAAACUUCCUUUUUUUUUAAACUGCUCCCCAUACCAUCACCCACCCUACACUCUCACUACACAACUCCUCAAAAUAAAUUGGAAGUUUACUUUGAAAAAUUGUGAAAUAAGAAAGUGCCAUCAUGGGGGACUUUACUGGAAAUCUUAUUUUGUAGCCAAUAGAUCUUAUCACAGAUCGUGUUUGGUCACGCAGCAAAGUUUAAAACCCUACCCUGCCACUCCAAAUAGUAUAUAAUAUUUCC
Leucoraja erinaceus (little skate) is the source of this 1852-nucleotide messenger RNA. RefSeq names its product lens fiber major intrinsic protein-like. Gene Ontology annotation, biological process: transmembrane transport. The transcript has 4 exons. Gene Ontology annotation, cellular component: plasma membrane. Bases 251 to 1042 code for a protein of 263 amino acids. Lineage: Eukaryota; Metazoa; Chordata; Chondrichthyes; Rajiformes; Rajidae. Gene Ontology annotation, molecular function: water channel activity. The record is from RefSeq and is a predicted model, not a curated record.